AUGUUGCCUGUUGCUGCGUUAAUUGAUGACCAUAUUCUCUGUGUGCAUGGUGGUCUCUCACCCGAUUUGAAAACAAUUGAAAAAAUGCUCACGCUGGACAGGGCAGUCGAGAUUCCAAGCAAAGGGGCGUUGUGUGAUCUUGUGUGGUCGGAUCCGGAACCAACUGAAGAAGGAUGGGAACUCAGUCCCAGAGGAGCUGGAUGGAGUAUUUGA
This is a messenger RNA of Gongylonema pulchrum, 213 nucleotides long. NCBI's taxonomy places the organism in Eukaryota, Metazoa, Nematoda, Chromadorea, Rhabditida, Gongylonematidae. The record is from the annotation of a GenBank genome assembly.